AAAGUCAGAAACCUGUGCUUCCUCGAGACCGGCGCGCGCCGCAGCAGGAAGCGAAGGCCAGCGCGAGCUACUGAACGAUGAUGAUGAUGAUGAUGAUGAUGAUGGGGAAGUAACUGUCAGUCGCCUGAGGAGACAUUUUCACAACUUUUUUUGGCUCAUUCCUAAAGUUUUAGUGCGAUUUCAGUGAAGUGGAGCAAACGGCGCGAACAUGUUCUCUCGAAAGAAGAAGGAGCCGACAAAUAAAGCGUCCUCACCCUCCAAAAAGAGCAACUCCGCGCAAAACCCUUCGUUGUCCAUUCUUCAGGAACACUCUCUCAAAGACACUAUCGAUGGCUCCUGCACGCUGGCCCCUCCUGAUCCGGGUCCCUUAUCCUGCCCGGGAACACCGUCCUCCCACUGCAAGCUAACAGUGUGCAGUCCACCUGUCGGCACCCUGAAGCGGCCCUCGGGUCUCAGCCGUCACGCCAGCGCCGUCAGCUUCGCCUUCCACACCUCGGGGACGUGGGGCUUCCAUAAGGGCUACGUGCGGGCCGCUCUCACCUACGGACAUGCGGCGGAGUCUGCGGAAACAUCGGUCAUCGAGGUGGAGGACAUUCCCUCGCUGCUGCGAGACGUCGCCCGCUUCGCAGAGGCUGUGGAGAAACUAAAGGACAUGGUUAUGGGAGAAGUGAAAGAGGAGCCAUGCAGCAGGCAGGCCGUUCACGAGAGUUUAGGGGAGGUUCUGCGUGUUUUGCGGCAGGUAAUCAGCACGUACCCUCUGCUGAACACUGUGGAAACGCUCACCGCAGCAGGAACUCUUAUCUCAAAGGUCAAAGGGUUCAGUUAUGAAGGCACCACUGAUGCUCAGAAGAAAGACUUUGAGAAAGCCAUUGAGACAAUUGCUGUGGCCUUCAGCAGCAAACUCGACAGAGUCCCUGACAACUCGAUGGAGGACCUGUACAGGGUGUCGUCAGGUCAGGGUCCUGAAGGAGGAGGAAAAUACGACCAUCAGGACUGCAUGAGUCCACGGGAAGUUGAUAUUCUCCUGCAGCGCAGUGAAGGCGGCGUGGACUCGGCUCUGAAUUACGCCAAAUCUAUCGCCAAAUACAUGAAGGACAUCAUCAACUACGUAGACAAGAGAAUCGCUCUCGAGAAUGAGUUUUCUAAAGGUCUUCAAAGACUCUACCAGUCCUGCAAACAAAACAUCAUACAGGAACACAUGCCGUUGCUGUCGAUCUUCUCUCUGGCUCUCGAGCAGGACUCAGAGCAGAGCUGUGGUUUACAACAGGCCACAAACAACAUCUACACACACUCAUUUCUACAGCCCAUGACACAGCGCAGACAGGAACAUGAGAAGAAGCGCAGAGACAUUAAAGAGCAGUGGCAGAGGUCCAAGAGAAAACUGGCCGAUGCCGAGAGUAACCUCCGUAAGGCACGUCACCUGUACGUGAGCCGCUGUGAGGAGUACGAGAGAGCUCGGACAGUGGCCAAUAAGGUUGAAGAGGAACAAAGCGGAACAGGAAGUGGCUCAACCACUAAAGCUCUGGACAAGAAGAGGCGACUGGAAGAGGAAGCACGCAACAAGGCGGAGGAGGCCGAGGCGACGUAUCGCACCUGCAUCGCAGACGCCACGACACAGCAGCAGGAGCUGGAGGACGUGAAGGUGAACGUGCUCAAACAGAUCCAAGAACUCAUCAGACAGACGGACCAGAUCCUGCGCGCGUGCACCAUCUCGUACUAUCAGACGAUGCAUGUGCAGACAGCAGCGCUGCCGGUGCAUUUCCAGACGCUCUGUGAGAGCUGUAAGCUAUACGAUCUGGGUCAGCAGUACGCAGCAUACGUCAAAAACCUGCAGCUCCGCACAGAGCUGCCUGUCCAGUACCAGUUUGAGGCGUACUCCGCAUCCAGCCACCAGCACGUUCGGACCCGUAACAACAGUCUCUGUAAUGACCAGCGGCAGAACAGCUCUGAAGCUCCGCCCACUGCAGAGGAGGCGGGGUUUGGGGAAGGAGCUAUGGUUAAACAAAGACGAGGUCAAGGUAGAGACCAUCAUCAAGCUCAUAAGUCCUGGCCGUCCACCCUGAGUGACACUGACAGUGUUGGUCCGGGAAGUGGACUGGGUUCCCCGACCUCCAGCACAGGUGAUAUCUCAAAACCUUCAAGGCCAGUUUCUGCAGCCACAUUUUCAUCCAAUGAAGAUUUAGAGGAGCGAGACGGUGCCAUGACCCCAUUUGAACAAAGUAUAAAUGGAAUUGAAUCGGAAAACGCGGCGCCCACUGGACCUUUCAGAAACGUGGGAUUGUCCAAAGCUGCAAAAACCCAUCGACUGCGCAAACUGCGCACGCCAUCAAAGUGCAGGGAAUGUGACAGCUACGUUUAUUUCCAGGGAGCAGAAUGUGAGGAGUGUUUUCUGGCGUGUCAUAAGAAGUGUCUGGAGUCUCUGGCCAUCCAGUGCGGUCAUAAGAAACUCCAGGGCCGCUUGCAGCUCUUUGGCCGUGAUUUCUCUCAGGUCCUGCAGGGCGACGUGGAGGGUGUUCCCUUCAUUAUCAAGAAAUGCAUCACUGAGAUCGAGAGGAGAGCACUCAAAAUGAAGGUGCGAGAGGAAAGCUUUGAAAAUAAUCAAGCUGUUCUUCCUGCAUUUUUCUAUCUGAUUGGUUUGAAUGUUUAUGUCUGAUAAAUGUAUUGUUUUUUGCAUAUUCAUUCUGAUUGGUCAGUUUACCUCUGCUAUACAUGAUGCCAACUUCCUAAUUCUCAC
Molecule: messenger RNA, 2734 nt
Organism: Sinocyclocheilus grahami
Lineage: Eukaryota; Metazoa; Chordata; Actinopteri; Cypriniformes; Cyprinidae
Product: minor histocompatibility protein HA-1-like
Exons: 18
Coding region: 209-2653 (814 amino acids)
Biological process (GO): activation of GTPase activity
Cellular component (GO): membrane
Molecular function (GO): GTPase activator activity
Source: RefSeq, a predicted model, not a curated record